UCGUCAACAUUUGAUGAACAUGGCUUCAUACGUGUGGCUUGGUAUUUUGACACUUUGUCUUGUCCUCAUAGCUGAUGCUGUUGACAGAAAUAAUUUUAAAACUUGUGAUCAAAGCAGUUUUUGCAGACGUUGUAGAAAAGUACAGCCAAAUAAUACACCAUACAUUGUAUUACCAGAAACAAUAAAAAAAAAUUCAACAAUAUUAACAGCUCAACUUUUGAAUAAAAAUACAGAUGUUAAUUAUAUUCUUGAAUUAACAGCAUUAAAAGAUCAUACAUUUCGUUUACAUAUAAAUGAAGAAAAACCAUUGAGACCUCGUUAUGAAGUUACUCAUGCUCUACAAGGACCACCAAAACAUGACAAAUUUGAUAAUGUUGAAGUGUCAUCAGAACAAGUUGUUGCAACAAUGGGAAAUGAUAAAGCAAUUAUACAUUUUAAUCCAUUUCGUGUUGAUUUAUAUGGUGAUGGUAAAUUAAAAAUAUCAGCAAAUGCUCGUGGUUUAAUGAGAAUGGAACAUUUACGUACAAAAACAGUUAAAAAUACUGAAAAUAAAGAUGAAGAAGUUGUCAAUACAUCAGCAUUAAUUGGUGAUGGUGCUGAGGAUGAUCCUGGUGCAUGGGAAGAAAAUUUCAAAUCACAUCAUGAUUCAAAACCAAAAGGACCAGAAGCAAUUGCUAUGGAUUUUAGUUUUCCUGGUGCUGAUUAUACAUAUGGUAUACCACAACAUGCUGAUUCAUUUGCAUUAAGAUCAACAAAAGACACUGAUCCAUAUCGUCUUUAUAAUUUGGAUGUAUUUGAAUAUGAAGUCAAUGAAAAAAUGGCACUUUAUGGCUCAAUACCAGUAAUAUAUUCACAUGGUAAAGAUAAAACAUCUGGUGUAUUUUGGCAUAAUGCUGCUGAAACAUGGGUUGAUAUUGUAACAAAAGAUGAUAAUUUAGGUGAUGUUAAUGCACAUUUUAUGUCAGAAUCUGGUGUUAUUGAUAUAUUUUUUUUACUUGGUGAUAAACCACUUGAUGUAUUUAGUGAAUAUACAAAAUUAACUGGUACAGCACCAUUACCACAAAUGUUUACACUUGGUUAUCAUCAAUCAAGAUGGAAUUAUAAUGAUCAAGAUGAUGUUGCACAAAUAUCUGAAAAAUUUGAUACAUAUGAUAUUCCACUUGAUGUUAUUUGGCUUGAUAUUGAAUAUACUGAUAAUAAAAAAUAUUUUACAUGGGAUACAAGAAAAUUUUCAAAUCCAUUAGAAAUGGUACAAAAUUUAACAACAAAAGGUAGAAAACUUGUUGCAAUUAUUGAUCCACAUAUAAAACGUGAUACAAAUUAUUUUGUACAUAAUGAUGCAACAUCAAAUGGUUAUUAUGUUAAACAUGCUGAUGGUAAAGAUUAUGAAGGUUGGUGUUGGCCAGGUGCAUCAUCAUAUCUUGAUUUUUUUAAUCCAAUUGUUAGAGAUUAUUUUGAAAAACAAUAUUCACUUGAUAAAUUUCAUGGUACAACAAAUGAUGUUUAUAUAUGGAAUGAUAUGAAUGAACCAAGUGUAUUUAAUGGUCCAGAAAUAACAAUGCCAAAAGAUUUAGUACAUUAUGGUGGUUGGGAACAUCGUGAUGUACAUAAUAUUAAUGGUUUAAUGUUUACAUCAGUAACAUAUGAUGCAUUAUUUAAUAGAUCUGGUGGUACAUUACGUCCAUUUGUAUUAACACGUUCACAUUUUGCUGGUUCACAAAGAUCAGCAGCAGUAUGGACUGGUGAUAAUGCUGCUGAAUGGGAACAUCUUAAAAUAAGUUAUCCAAUGUGUUUAUCAACAUCAAUUGCUGGUAUGUCAUUUUGUGGUGCUGAUGUUGGUGGAUUUUUUAAAAAUCCAGAUUCUGAAUUAUUUAUAAGAUGGAAUCAAGCUGGUGCAUGGCUUGCAUUUUUCCGUCAACAUUCACAUAUUGAAACAAAACGUCGUGAACCAUGGACAUUUAAUGAUGAAACAGUACAAAUUGUACGUGAUGCUAUUAGAACACGUUAUACAUAUUUACCAUUUUGGUAUACUCUAUUUCGUGAACAUGAUAUUACUGGUUAUCCAGUUAUGAGAUCAUUAUGGACACAUUAUCCAGAUGAAAUUGAUACAUUUACUAUUGAUGAUCAUUUAUUAAUUGGUGAUGCAAUACUUGUUAGACCAAUUUAUGAACCAAGUGUAACAUCAGUUAGUGUUUAUUUCCCGGGUAAUGGAAAACAUUCAUGGUAUGAUAUUGAUACAUUUGCUGAACAUAGUAUACCAGGUGUACAAAAUAUACCUGUAACAUUACAUAAAAUACCAGUAUAUCAACGUGGUGGUACAAUUGUACCAAGAAAAAUGAGAAUAAGAAGAAGUACUGUUGCCAUGAAAGAUGAUCCAUAUACACUUAUUGUUAUUGCUGAUAAAAAUGGUCAAGCAAAUGGUACAUUGUAUCUUGAUGAUGAAUCUAGCUUUGAGUAUCGUCAUGGUAAAUAUGUUUAUGUUAAAUUUACAUUUGAUGGACAAAAUUUAACAUCAACAUAUGUUGAUAAAUUUGCUAAUUAUGAAACACCAAGUUGGCUUGAAAGAGUUGACAUUGUCAAUCCACCACAAGAUAUUAUAUCAGCUAAAAUUGAUUCAAGUGCUGAAAAUCUUGAGGCUACAUAUAAUCCUCAUAAUAAUGUUUUAACAAUACGUAAACCAGCUGUUAAUAUGGCCACUCAAUGGACAAUUCAGCUCAUCAAAAAAAAUUAAUAAUAAAUCUGAUAUAAAUCAAAAAAAAAAAAAAAAAUAAUAAUUUUUUUUAUAAACAAGAUGAAAUUUUAAAUAAAUAAUAGUUUUUUUUUUUUUUAAAUAGUUUUCGCGUAUAUUUUUCCUCUUUAUUAUAGUUUUUUUUUUUUUUUUAUAUAAAAUAUAGCAAAACUUGUAAUAAAAAAUAUUCAAAAAGAAAAAAAAAAAUAGCAACCACACAGUGGUAUUUUGUGAUAAGAUUCAGUGUUAAAAUAGAAUUUUUUUUUCUUUUUUUUUUUUUAUUAUUAAAUAAUUACGUUGUUUUUUUUUUUUCUUUAUACACGUUCAGUUGGUGCUUGUUUAUGAGCAAGAUAAAGAAAAACAAUUGAUGAUAAUGCUGACA
Messenger RNA from Aphidius gifuensis, 3110 nucleotides. RefSeq names its product neutral alpha-glucosidase AB (gene GCS2alpha). Gene Ontology annotation, biological process: N-glycan processing; carbohydrate metabolic process. The transcript is spliced from 4 exons. The coding region runs from base 14 to 2731 and encodes 905 amino acids. The record is from RefSeq and is a predicted model, not a curated record. Lineage: Eukaryota; Metazoa; Arthropoda; Insecta; Hymenoptera; Braconidae. Gene Ontology annotation, molecular function: alpha-glucosidase activity; carbohydrate binding.